ACUGAGUGAACAGUGUAUGUAUUAGUGAAUAAGAUCACUUGGGCUCUAAGCGGCAAGAUAAACGGACGGUACAGAGUAUAACAACGUUACGUUGACAAAGAUUACCAGCCAUGCAGGCGCAAGAACUAAAAGAUUUCUUGGAAUACAAAUUCCAACAAAUGGAGAGUAAAAUGGAACAGGAAAUAAACACUCUAAAGAGAAAAUUACCGACAAGCUCAAAGGAAAAGGAUAUCGUUUGGAAGAGAAACGGGCACAAACAGCAAUACACAGUCAACAAAAAAAAUCGACGAGAAAAUGCAAGAUGCACUCGCUGGCAUAACAAGCGGUCAAUUGGACCAAGCUGUCGACAGUUUGGAGCAAGUCAAGAUGACCGAAAAAACAAUGAUGGGAGAAACGACACUAACAAAGGAGCUCACCAGUAGCCGAACAAGAAGAGAGGGCCUUGUUACAACUGCGGGAUCGUCGGACAUUUUGCAGCCGAGUGCCAGAAACAAGAAGACAACAGAC
This is a messenger RNA of Owenia fusiformis, 507 nucleotides long. The record is from the annotation of a GenBank genome assembly. NCBI's taxonomy places the organism in Eukaryota, Metazoa, Annelida, Polychaeta, Sabellida, Oweniidae.